AUGCCAGCCAAGACCCCCAUCUACCUGAAGGCCGCCAACAACAAGAAAGGGAAGAAGUUUAAACUCAGGGACAUCCUGUCCCCCGAUAUGAUCAGCCCUCCCCUCGGGGACUUCCGCCACACCAUCCACAUCGGCAAGGAGGGCCAGCACGACGUCUUCGGCGACAUCUCCUUCCUCCAGGGCAACUACGAGCUCUUACCGGGGAACCCCGAGAAGGCCGCCCCGGGCCCGCUCCCCGGGCACAGCGAGUUCCUCCGGGCCAACAGCACCACCUCGGACUCCGUGUUCACGGACACGCCCUCCCCGGUGCUCAAGAACGCCAUCUCCCUGCCCACCAUCGGGGGGUCCCAGGCGCUCAUGCUGCCCCUGCUGUCCCCGGUGACGUUCCACUCCAAGCAGGAGGCCUUCGGGCCGGCCAGGCUGGCCCGGCUGCCCUGCGAGCCCGUGGCCGAGGAGAAGGCCCCGGAGAGGAGCCGUCUGAUGGGCAACGGGGUGGCCCACCAGGGCGACGUCUCCUGGGCCUCCAGCGGGUCCGCGUCCGUGUCGCAGUCCAGCCAGGGCAGGGACAGCCACUCCUCCAGCCUCUCCGAACAGUACCCCGACUGGCCGGCCGAGGACAUGUUUGACCACCCGGCCCCCAGCCAGCUCGUCAAGGAAAAGACUAAGUCGGAGGAGUCCCUCUCGGAUCUCACGGGCUCCCUCCUCUCCCUGCAGCUCGAUCUCGGGCCCUCGUUCUUGGACGAGGUGCUGAACGUCAUGGACAAAAAUAAGUAG
Molecule: messenger RNA, 774 nt
Organism: Pipistrellus nathusii (Nathusius's pipistrelle)
Lineage: Eukaryota; Metazoa; Chordata; Mammalia; Chiroptera; Vespertilionidae
Source: the annotation of a GenBank genome assembly